AUGCCCCAUCCACCCCCCGAAAAACCCCUGCCAGAACCCCCCCGCACCCGCGGCGUCCGCCUCCAGGCCCGUCUCGCCAGCCUCCUCGCACGCGUCACCAAGCCCAAACCCAACCCCGCCUCCAACGCAGACGGAGACGGCACCCCGCCACCGCCCGCCGACGACGGCCCGCCGCACCCCCUGCAGACGACGACCCUCUACCCGCCGGACCCGCCGGACCCCAAGCAGACGCGCAGCAGCGGCAGGAAGCUCGCCCGCUCCGACGCCGCGCGCCGCACGAGCGCCUUGGACGCCGCCUUGGCGUCGCUGCGGAGACGCGGCAGGAAGACGAGCGAUGUCAGGCCCGGCUAUUUCGACGCCGGCGGUGAGGAGCCGGCUGGGCCGGCGGCCGAGAGCGCGGAGGGGCUCGAGAUGAAUGUGGCCGGGUCGGCCAUUCCGAGCAUCCUCGAGGAACCAGAGCCGGCGGGUGCGCGAGCGGAGCUGACACGCCGACAUGGGAACCAGGGCGAGGCACGGGGGCAUGAGCAUGCAGGGGAGGAAAAAGAAAAAGUCAAGGCUGCCGAACACUGA
Verticillium nonalfalfae is the source of this 570-nucleotide messenger RNA. RefSeq lists its product as uncharacterized. The record is from RefSeq and is a predicted model, not a curated record. The transcript has a single exon. NCBI's taxonomy places the organism in Eukaryota, Fungi, Ascomycota, Sordariomycetes, Glomerellales, Plectosphaerellaceae. Bases 1 to 570 code for a protein of 189 amino acids.